Messenger RNA from Symbiodinium sp. CCMP2592, 1365 nucleotides. NCBI's taxonomy places the organism in Eukaryota, Dinophyceae, Suessiales, Symbiodiniaceae. The record is from the annotation of a GenBank genome assembly.
AUGGACGUCCCGCAGGGUUACGAGCCAGUCGUCGCCUGCACCUUUUGCCCCCCUGGUGGGAUUUUCUUUCAACUUGCCGUUUAUCUAUUCGACAUUGGCAACGACAUGUUGCAGAUGUUGACCUUCGUCCACCACGGCGACUUUUGGUUCGCCGGCUUCAUGGCGAUCUUUGUCGCACUCAACUUCUUGGCCACGUUCCUGGUGGCCAGAGAUAUGAGUCUGAGCCAAACGAAGCGCUGCGACCUGCUGGGGGAGGCAAAGCUCUGCGUAGCGCGGCAAGUGCCGACCCGGGCCUGGCAGGUGAUCCUCUUUUGUGAGCGAAACAUCGAAGCCCCUGGUACCGGGCUCAUCGGACCCUACGGCGCUAGCCGGCUGGCGCUCACACCACUCCAGGCUGCGAGCGGACUCUACGGACUCUACAGUUCAGCAAAGGCCAUGGCCGAGGGUAGGGUGGACCAGGAGGCCGAAGUUGGAGGUUUGGGAGGAACCCCGACUUCGUCUUACGCGCUGAAGGCCGUGCGCCCGGCCAAGGCCGCCAUGCUCUUCCUGUGGUACUUCUGCACCUUUGCUGCGGAGCUGGCGGCCUUCGCGGUGGUCAGUGCAACGCUGCACCCCUUGGUCACCUUGCCGGGAUACGUGCUAGGUGCCCUGGCGAACGGGGUGGCGCAGUGGUGGAGUGGAGAUGGCGGACUUGACGGCGGCAAGAUGGCGACUGUGAGGGCUAUUGGUUUAUCCUGCAUCAGCGUGGCCUUGGCUAUGGCGGGUGGCCAGAGCAGGGCAUUCACAAAAAGCGGACCCUUUGGUGGACCGGGCUGGAUCCCAGCAGCCUUCAUCUUGAUACGCUUCUUCGCCUGGGCGGGCCUCUGCUUUUUUGUGGAUCUUCCACAUGGCCUUCUGCCUCUUGGCUCCCUGGGGCGACCCAUGGGCUUCCCGGUGCUCCAAGCAAAGUUCUUGAGGCCGGCAGCUGCCUGCCGGGAAGCUUUAGUUUGCUUCACAUCGCAGACGUGGGAAACUACGGAGACUCAGGCAAACUCAACUUUAUGGGUUUUCACUGCAGAGGUGGGGUUCGGUGCGUGUGCUUGGCCGGCAACCGACGAGCUGACCACGCCGGCGACCAUCUUCAACACCUGCCUGUUGGUCCUAGCCGUGGUGCUCGUCCCGAUCCACAUCUGCGUAGUCGUUGCAAUGCUGGUCUUGAACCCCACAUAUUCGUCUGGAGCCGAAAACCCUUCUGCAAGGGACGAGAUCCUAGCGAAGCAGCGCGAAAUUGAUGAGUUCGCAAGGCACAACGAGCAAUCUGCGGGCCAGCACACGGAGCUGAGGCUUCUUGCAGAGGGGCCUGGAACGGAAGCCCAAGCUCAAUAA